CUGCUGCCACCGCUGCACCAGCACCAACACCCCCGCCUCGAAGCCGACCUCAUGGACGCCGCCGCGCCUCCGCCUUACGUGCACGCGUUUGCGCAGCAGCAGCGCCAGAGCAAUAGCGGCGGCGGCGGCGGCGGUAAUAGUGGUGCAGCCAAGCUCGCCAUGGCCGACAGACUGCACACGCCCCUGGGCGUGCUCGCGGCAUCCGCAGCCAUCCUCGCGCCGCUGGCCAAGGUGCCCCCUCCAACACCUUCUCCCGUGGCGCCCCUCACACCAGCGCUCACGGUCUCGUCGCUGCGCAGGAGCAGCAGCAGCGUCGUGGGCGCCGGUGCUGGGCCUGUCCCUCCUCCCAUUUCCAUCUCUCCCGCCCCUGCACCCGCCGUCGCACCCUUAUCCCUCGCGUUCACGACCGUGACCUCCUCUUCCUCCUGCUCCGACGGAGACUGCGACGGAAACGGCGACAACACCAACGACAACGACUCGGAGCACAGCCACAGAGACAAGAUCCGCAAGCGCUCGCCGCCAUCACUCCCACCGCCUACGGAACACCAACAAGCGGCGCGACGGCCUUCGCCCCCGUUGCGGAAACGCACCGAGCCGGUCUAUUGCUCUGGCAGAAGCAAGCGCAAGAUGCCGGUCCGUGGCAAACAGCGCGAGGCGCUGCAGAUGCCGCGGUUUUUGCUGCCGGGGCUGUUGGGCGGGGGUGCGGGUGGGAGGUAGGUGGUGGUGUGUGGGAUGUGGUGUUGAGGGAAGAGUGUUGAGGGAAGGGUUGGGGUUCUUGGGCUUGGUUGGUUUGAUGGUGUUGGCGUACUGCAAGGGGGGGGUGGGGGCGCUGAGGGCGUGUUUUUUUCUGUGGCGUUGGGGUUUGGCUGUAUGUGUACCGUGCCGUGCCGUAGGUACCUAUCUACUUAAUGCUUAUUGCUUGUUAUGGAAG
Molecule: messenger RNA, 931 nt
Organism: Aplosporella prunicola CBS 121167
Lineage: Eukaryota; Fungi; Ascomycota; Dothideomycetes; Botryosphaeriales; Aplosporellaceae
Exons: 1
Coding region: 52-717 (221 amino acids)
Source: RefSeq, a predicted model, not a curated record